Linnemannia hyalina is the source of this 2052-nucleotide messenger RNA. Lineage: Eukaryota; Fungi; Mortierellomycota; Mortierellomycetes; Mortierellales; Mortierellaceae. The record is from the annotation of a GenBank genome assembly.
AUGACCGGUCCCCUCACCAUGUCUGCCUCCCAUAUCCUUCAUCGAGGACGCAGCGUCUUCUCGAAACUCAACAAAAAAUACAGACUCCCCGCCACUUCCUCUACAACAACCUCCGAAUCUACUUCUUCUUCUAUCAGCUCCUACUCGACUCCUUCCUCCGAUUCUAUCAUUACCACCGCUUCCUCAACAGAAACCACUCCAUCUACCACUAUCACAGCUCCCGCACACCAGGAGCAACAGGAUCCUCAGGAGGCUGCCAGGGCUCAGCAGUUUUUUGAGCUCGGUCAGCAGUUGCUCUUUGGCCGCUACGGCCAAUCCAAGGACGAGGCCGCAGCCGUCGAAUACUACCGCAUGGCCACCCAACUGAGCCACCUCGAGGCCCAGGGGGCACUCGCCUUCUGCUACGAGUUUGGACUGGGAAUCCAGGCCGACUUUGUCGAGGCCGAACGUCUCUAUAUCCUCGCUGCCGAGAAGAACAACGGUCUGGCUCUUUCCCGGUUGGCCUUCUUGCGCAAGUACGGUCGUCCCUCGGUCAAGAUCGAUCGUAUCGAAUCCGAGUACUGGCAACAAAAGAUUAACCAGCAAGGCCCCGGUGCGUUGACCUGGCUCAUGGAGGCGGCCUCAGUCGAUAACCAUGACUGCUGCCAGUACGCCCUCGGAGUCUGCUACCAUGAUGGUGUUGGUGUUGAGAAGAACCCUACUGAGGCCUUCCAUUGGUACUUGAAGUCGGCUGAGCAAGGGAAUGCUCGCGGGCAGGGUAUUUUGGGCUACUGCUAUGGCGAAGGGUUUGGAGUCGAGCGGGAUAGACAGAAAGCGAUGUACUGGUACGGAAUCGCAGCGGAGCAAGGAGACUCGGUGGCGCUUUAUAACAUUGGAUACUGCUAUGAGGAUGGGCUUGGUGUCGACCGCAACCCAGAGGAGGCUGUCAAGUGGUACCGCCUCUCUGCCGAGCUCGGUAACGCCUUCGCUCAAAACUCACUCGGCUACUGCUAUGAGGACGGCGUCGGAAUCGAACAGAACCUGGGGCUCGCCGCCGACUGGUACACUAAAUCGGCAGAGCAGGGCUACCCCUGGGCAGAGUGCAACCUAGGAUACUGCAACCAGAACGGCAUCGGACUCCCCCGCGACAACGCCAAGGGUGCCUAUUGGUACCGCAAGGCCGCCCUCCAGGGCCACGCCCGUGCCCAGCACAACCUCGGAUUCUGCUACCAGAACGGCAUCGGUGUCGCCAAGGACCCUGUCGAGGCCGUCAAGUGGUACAUGAAGUCUGCCGAGCGCGGCAACAUCUUUGCCUUCCACUCGCUCGGUUACUGCUACCAGAACGGUAUCGGUGUCCAGCAGAACCUCGACGAGGCCGUCUACUGGUACUACCUCUCGGCUGAAGAGAACCACGCCCCCGCCCAGCUGUCGCUCGGUUACUGCUUCCGCAACGGUAUCGGUGUACCCAAGGAGCCCAAAGAGGCCGUCAAGUGGUUCUACCGGUCCGCUAUCCAGGGCAACGCCCUUGCUCAGAACUCUCUUGGCUUCUGCUACGAGGAGGGUCUUGGUGUCGAAAAGAACCGGGAAAAGGCCGUCUUCUGGUAUGAGAAGUCAGCAGCGCAGCAGAACCCCUGGGCGCAGUGCAACUUGGGCUUUUGCUAUGCCAACGAAAUCGGAGUCGCCCAGAACUACGAGAUGGCCGUCAAGUACUACUCCCUUGCUGCGGCCCAGAACCAUGCCCGCGCCCAGGACAAGCUCGGUGUCUGCCUCCAGCUCGGCCAGGGCAUUGCUCAGGAUGUUAAGCUUGCCGUCCGUUAUUUCCGCCUUGCUGCUGAGCAGGGCCAUCUCGCUGGACAAUAUCACCUCGCCAACGCUCUCGAAAAGGGCUUGGGCUGUGAAGUUCACUUGGAAGAGGCAUCAAUGUGGUUCGAGCGCGCCGCAGCCAACGGAUGCAGGACGUCACACGAGCGUCUCCAGCGGCUCUUGGCCCGUGCUUGCCUUGAGAACGGUCUUGAAAGUAACUACAACGGAUUGUUCCUCGGCGCUAUCGGACACUGCGCCCCCGCCGCAUAA